AUGGUGGGCCCAGCGUUACUCUUGGUGUCGGACUGGGACGAGACCAUUACCAGUCACGAUACAUUGUGCCUCAUUGCCCCCAAAAAAGAUGAGCUUAAACAGGGAACCCGCCCCUUCCAGUACUACGAGGACGAGUACUAUAAAGACCAGUCGGAUUUCAAGUCGCGCUAUGGCGCGGUCGAUUCAGAGGCCAAGCUGCUCCGGUACGUGGCGGAUGUGGCCCAAGCAGAGCAAGCUACGCUUGAUAAAGUGGUGGAUGGCGGCCUUUUCAAAGGUACCAAGAUCGAGGAUCGCCGGACACGCGCGCACCAGGUCCAAUUCCGCGAAGGAUGGCACACGGUGAAACAGAACGUGAGGGAAUUGUGGAAAGAUUCUGUUCGAUUCCAUAUCGUGAGUGUCAACUGGUCGCGGCGCUUUAUUCUUGAUGCACUUUUGCUGCAAGAUGGCAAACAACCGUGUGCGUGCCUCGAGACAGACUUGCAAAGUAUCUGCUUUGCCGAGAUCCAUGCGAACGAGAUUGAAGAGCACUGUGUCUCCGGCCAAUGUACCGGGCGCAUUGUUGGCCCAUUGGCCGAAGCCAAGCCUAUGUUGACCGGGAUGGACAAGCGCACAAUAUUCAACGCGAUCAAAGAACAAUACACUCCCAACUCUCCCCUGACCAUCUAUGUAGGUGACGGUCUGCACGAUCUGCCCUGCAUUCUAGAUGCCGACGUCGGUAUUCUGAUGGGAACAAACCCCCGGUUCUUGGAGAAGCUUGAGAAAGCCGACCUCAAGCAGCGACUCAUGACGCCUGUUGCGUGGAAAGAGGCGCUCGUAAAAAGCCAGCCUUGCUGCCCCGCGGGUAUUGUACACGUCGAGAGCUGGCACGAGGUCAUAGAAGUGAUUCAAGCGAUGGCCACAACGCUCGAGCAACUCGCGUGCCUGCGGUCCGAGGAUUGA
This is a messenger RNA of Malassezia japonica, 939 nucleotides long. RefSeq lists its product as uncharacterized. The transcript has a single exon. Lineage: Eukaryota; Fungi; Basidiomycota; Malasseziomycetes; Malasseziales; Malasseziaceae. The record is from RefSeq and is a predicted model, not a curated record. Bases 1 to 939 code for a protein of 312 amino acids.